AAGUGAAACUUAAAAUUAGUUGAGCUGCUGUGUGUUUGCGCCUCUUUAUAUUAAUUUAGUAAAAUGGCAGAAGCCAGAUUUUCUCAGGAUGAGUUCUUGUGUCCAGUGUGUCUGGAUCUCCUAAAGGAUCCGGUGGCUAUUCCCUGUGGACACAGUUAUUGUAAGAGCUGUAUUACAGGCUUCUGGAAUAAGGAGGAUGAGAAUAGAGUCUACAGCUGCCCUCAGUGCAGACAGACCUUCAGUCCAAGACCUGCUUUAGCUAAAAACACCAUGCUGGCUGAAGUGGUGGAGAAGCUCAAGAAGACUAAACCUCCUGUUGACUGUAACGCUGGAGCUGGAGAUGUGCAGUGUGACGCCUGUACUGGAACAAAGUACAAAGCCAUCAAGUCCUGUCUGCAGUGUCAGGAAUCUUACUGUCGAGCUCAUUUUCAGCGCCAUGAGGAGUUUCACUCUCGUAAACCACACAAAGUGAUUGAUGCAACUGGACGACUGCAGGACAUGAUCUGCCCAAAACACGAGAAAGAGCUGGAAGUCUACUGUAUCACUGACCAACAGUGCAUCUGUGAGCUGUGUAAGAAGUAUGAACAUAAAAACCACAAAACUGUAUCAGCUGCAGCCCAGAGGACAGAGAAACAGAAAGAGCUGAAGGAGACACUUGUACAGCUCCAGGAGAGACUCCAGCAGAGACAGAAAGAUCUACAGCAGCUGAGAGCGGCAGUGGAGUCUCAUAAGCGAUCUGCACAGACAGCAGUGGAGGACACUGAGAGGAUGUUUAUUGAGCUCAUUUGCUCCAUUGAGAAAAGACGCUCUGAGCUCACACAGAUGAUCAGAGAUCAAGAAAAGACUGCAGUGAGUCGAGCUGAAGGACACAUAGAGCAAUUGGAGCAGGAAAUUGAAGAUCUGAGGAGGAGAAACGCUGAGCUGGAGCAACUUUCACACUCACACCAUCACAUCCAUUUCCUGCAGAGGUUCCAGUCUCUCUCAGCUCCUCCUGAAUCUACAGAUGUUUCAUUCAGUUCUCUCUUGUGUUUUGAUGGCCUGAGAGAAUCUGUUUCUCAGCUAAAAGUCAAACUGGAAGAUUUUUGCAAAGAAGAGAUUGAGAAAUUCUCAGACAGAGUCACCAAAACUGUUCCCAAGACCAGGAACGACUUCCUACAAUAUUCCCACAAGCUCACUCUGGAUCUCAACACAGCACAUAAACUCCUCCAUCUGUCUGAGAAAAACAGAAUGAUUACUUGCACUGAGACAGAGCAGCCAUAUCCUGAUCAUCCAGACAGAUUUGACAGCUGGCGUCAGGUGUUGUGUAGAGAGAGUGUGUGUGGACGCUGUUACUGGGAGAUUGAGUGGAGUGGAAUUAAAGGUGUCUGUAUAUCAGUGUCUUAUAAGAGCAUCAGUAGGAAGGGAUUUAGUAAUGAGUGUGUGUUUGGGGGUAAUGAUCAGUCCUGGGGGUUGUUCUGUUCUACAUCCAGAUACUCAUUAUGGCACAAUAAGAAAAGGUCUGAUCUCUCUGUAAAGCCCAUUAGCCGUAGGAUAGGAGUCUAUGUGGAUGUAGGUGCAGGAACUCUGUCCUUCUACAGCAUCUUUGACACAAUGAGCCUCAUCCACACAGUUCAGACCACAUUCACACAGCCUCUCUACCCUGGGUUUACUGUUGAUCCUCGAUCAUCUGUAAAAAUGUGUUGAUGAAUCAGAAUAGAUUAGAGUGAUUCUAUUUAUAAUACACUGAGCUGAAUGAUGAAUCAGUAACAGAAAGAUGAUUCAGAGUGUACUAUUUUCUGUUACAUUAAUAAUACAGCUGAACUUUGAGUAAAAUACAAUAACACGUUUGACUAAAGAUGCUACGGUGGCGCAGUGGGUAGCACGAUCACCUCACAGCAAGAAGGUUGCUGGUACGAGCCUCAUCUGGAGCAGUUGGCAUUUCUGUGUGGAGUUUGCAUGUUCUCCCCAUGUCCGUGUGGGUUUCCUCCGGGUGCUCCUCGCAAUUCCAAAGACAUGCGGUACAGGUGAAUUAGGUAAGCUAAAUUGGCCGUAGUGUAUGUGAGUGUGUGGGUGUUUCCCAGUGAUGGGUUGUAGCUGGAAGGGCAUCCGCUGCGUAAAACAUGUGCUGGAAAAGUUGGCGGUUCAUUCCGCUGUGGCGACCCCUGAUCAAUAAAGGGACUAAGCCUUGAACUAACGGACUAAGAAAAUGAAUGAACAUCUGACCAACCUUGGUUUAACGUCUCAUUUGAAAGCAGGUGCUAAUUGAAAGUAUAAUGUUUCUGUCACUACACUGGAGCUUAAGGACUCUCAAUCAGGUUUGAGCAUCCCCUGCUGGCCUUAUUAACACCACUUCCAACAGCAACCUAGUUUUCAAAUGUGGUUUCCCAUCUAGCUACUAAUCAGGCUUAGCCCUGCUUAGCUUCAAUGACCAACUUGUCUUGGGCAACAGGGUAAUAUGGUUGUGAUAUAUGGAUGUGAUUCUGUGUUUUUCUCAAUAUUUUAUUUGCUUUGCAGUGAUUUAUUUUUUAUUAUGUAUAAAUGACUUAAUCAUUUUGAAUGAAUGCAUUUAUAUAGCGCUUUUAACGCAUGCUAUGCACCCACAGCCCUUCAUAUAAGGGAAUCAUCACUAUCAAAAGACCUUAAUGGUCUAUGAUUUGAUUUGUUUAAAAAAAGAUUAUUGAAAAGAUUAAAUGGAUUAGUUUGACUUAAAAAAUGCUUCAUUAUUACACUCAAUGGAUUGAAAUGGGUACAUAAUGCAGUAUAUGAUGUGGGAUUUAUCCAAAAUAUCUGCUUUGUUUUAACACGUGUUAGCAUGAUCUCCAAUUUUCUUAAUCAAAAAUGUUUCACUGAAUAGUUCUAAUAUGUACAUUUUUGAUAAAUGAGAUUUUGUACCUUUCAUGCAUCAAAGAACAGAAGGAAUCCAUUUAUAUGAAGUAUUGAAGCUGAAACAUUUGG
Molecule: messenger RNA, 2934 nt
Organism: Danio aesculapii
Lineage: Eukaryota; Metazoa; Chordata; Actinopteri; Cypriniformes; Danionidae
Product: tripartite motif-containing protein 16-like
Exons: 6
Coding region: 64-1683 (539 amino acids)
Molecular function (GO): zinc ion binding; protein binding
Source: RefSeq, a predicted model, not a curated record